UAAGUCUUUUUUUUUUUUUUCACACAGAUAUAUGAAGUGUUCAAUGCUUGUCUUACACUGCGGUUUUUCAGGAAAAAAAAUAAUGAUCCUCUGACAUGGAACGUAGCGCUCCCCCCUCAUCUUGGAUCUGACCGGAGCCGGGACGGAAGCGGAAAUGGCCACGAGCUGUCAGAGCCCCCUAGAGCCGGCUAUGGAGGGGUUGUGUCAGCCUCCGCAAGAAGCCAAAUCCGAGGUCACUAACCAGCUUCUAGAUCUUCAGUGGAAAAUGGGUAUGGCAGUGAGCUCAGACAGUUGCAGAUCUCUUAAAUCUCCUUAUGUUGCAGUGACACUAAAAGUGGCAGAUCAGUCAGGCCAGAUUACGAACAAGUCCUUUGAAAUGACAAUUCCACAAUUUCAGUAUUUCUUCAAGCAGUUCAAAGAAAUGGCUGCUGUUAUUGAAACUGUGUAAGAGCUGCUUACUUUGUUGCUAAAUCUCUGUAACCUUUGUAAGAUAAUGUGUCAUUUGAUGUAAGUACAAUUGCAUAAUGAUUAAAUGUUAUUUGUCAAAUGAAAAUGUAAUUUCUUUGUCAUCUUCAUAGGGUAAGAUAAUACUGUUAUUUUAAUCUUUAUUCAUUUAUUAGAUUGUCCCAGAAUUUUAUAUAACCUAAAUAAAUGUAGUAUUGACAAUUACAAAUAAACCUGCCAAAACAAAGAAUUUUAAAUAAGAUAAUUCAAUAGAACAUGCAAUAAUUUAUAGCAUUAGUGAAACAUUUGGCGAUAUAAGAGAGGAUAGAAAAAAUUAACUUAUUUAAGAUGUUCAGGUUCAAAGAAUAACUUGAUCAAAAUAUAAGUCUAUGAGGCUAUCAACAUAUUAGAAGCUGGACAGAGCUAUCCUAGGAUUGUGGCAUAAGCAGAAAGUAUAUGUCCUCCUCUAUCUAGAACAGGGCUUCUUAAACUUUUUCCACUCUUGACCCUUUUUUGCCUGAGAAAUUUUUAUGUGACCCCGGGUAUACAAGCAUAUAAAAUAGAUAUACAUAACCUGUUGCCAAAUUUUUCUUCACCCCCACAUUCAGUUACAUGACCUUGUAUGGGGUCACAAAACACAGUUUAAGAAGCUAGGAUCUAGACCAACCUAUGCAAAGCAUUCUAAGUUUUUUGCCUUGGAGACAAAAAUUUUUUUUAAUGCAUUAUCUUACUGAUGUGAAUUGAGCAGAAAUGGUGUUAGGAAGUUACACAGAAAUAACUGCCAGUGAAUUCUGUAGCAAAUUUCAGUAAGUAUCUCUGCAAGAUUUCAUAGUUAAGAAAUGGUAUUGUUUUGGAAGUGUUACCCAGCAAGGGUAUUUGUAUUCUAAAUGCGUAUGAAUUUUUACUUUAUACCUUAAUGAUAGGAUUAUAGAUUUAAAAAUGGAAAGGAUUUUUGAAAUCAACUAGUUUAAACUAGUCCAUUUGAGUCCCAGAGAAUUUGUAAUUUGCACAGUCACAUUGAUAGGAUCUGAGGAAGCCAAAAUUUGAACCUAGGUCCUCUGACUCGAAAUCCAGGACUCUUUUCACUGGACCACACUACUGUGGUUUAUAUAUUAGGAAUAUAUGUAAACUGACAGGAGAUUUGGACUCUGAUCUUCAUUCUGCCGCUAAAUUACUUCUUAGGGUAAGUCAUGCAGUCUUUCUCUUUUUUCCUUAAUUUGUAAAAUUAGAGGGUUGGACCAAAUCUUUAAGUUCCCUUCUACCUCUAAAAUGUUGUCACAAGAAAACCUGAAUUACUCUUGUUAUGCCAUUGAAUAGUUUUCCUAAACUUAAACUUUAUGUGAUAGAAAAAGCAAAGGAGACACAUUUAUUUCUAGGAACCAAAACUUUACAUCUACUGGUGUUUUCAAAAAGGAGCAUAGUAGGAUCAUUCUGUUUUCAAGUGAUAGCAUGGAAAACAUUUUUGCCACAGAUUUGAAAACAUUUGAAGACCUGACCCCCCCCCCCCAAAAAAAAAGCUGUAUGUCUUUUUUUUUUUUUUUUUGGUGAGGCAAUUGGGGUUAAGUGACUUGCCCAGGGUCACACAACUAGUAACUGUUAAGUGUCUGAGGCCAGAUUUGAACUCAGGUCCUCCUGAAUCCAAGGCAGGUGCUUUAUCCACUGCGCCACCUAGCUGCCCCUGUAUGUCUUUUAAUGAAACUAUUCUUGCCUUAAGUUGGUGGCAAAAUACUUGAUCUUUCCACCUGAAAAGUGAUUCCUCUUAGAAUCCAGUCAGAUGCCAUUUUGCCACUUCUACUUCCACAUUUCUCACAUCCAUGGAAUUGGUGACAUUUGAGUUGGGUCUUGAAGGAGAACAAUAAUUUAAAUAAAUAGAAGUGAGGGAGUAGGGGGAAGAAGGAAUCUAUUUUGGGUACCUGAGAAUGGUAUAUGCAAGUAUGCUGAAAUAGGAGAAGUCAAGAUGAGUUUGGGAAUUGUGAAUAAUUUCAGUUCAGUUGGAACUUGAGUAUAUGUAGGUAAAUAGGGUGAAAUAUGGCUAGAAACAGAUUGGAUUGGUCUUCAAUACCAAACUAAGCUGUUUUAAUUUUAUUUCGUAGUCAAUGAGAAGCCAUUUAAGAUUUUUUAACGAGGGAAUGAUGUUAUUAAACUUGUUCAUUUGAAUCAUAAAACCUCUGAAUCAAGAACUAUUUCUGGCAGAAAUGUAAUGGGUUGGAAAUGGGAGAGACUACAGACAGGGAGAGCAUAGGAGACUAUUACAGCAAUCCAGGCAAAGGAUAAUGAGGGCCUUGGCCUAGAGUGUUUCAGUAGGAGUGGUAGGGAGUAUCGAAAUGCAAGAAUGAACUGUAAUAACCUCAAGAAUGCAGCUUCAAAACCAACUUUGAACUUUAGUCUUCAUGCUACACUGCUCAAAUUUACCAACUGGGAUUCAUUAAGAAAUUCGGAAAUUAAAAAAAUUACCAAAAAGUUAUUGUUAUAAAUUAUAUCUUAUCUAAGAAAAAUGACAUUAUUGACUAAUAAGUUUUUUGUGUAUUUCAUCUGUUGUUCUUAAAAAUGUAUGUAGUCAUGACCUACUUAAUGACUUUAGGCAAGAUUACAGGAACAGUUAUUUCUGUAAGGCCAAUAGUUUAAAAAUAAUUUAAAUUUUCCAAACUUGACAAAUGCCAAAAAAAGAAAUUUUCAUAUACAAAGAAGAACAGAAAGAGAUUGUAAAAAAACCAUGAGUUUCCAUUAUGUACAGCUUUUUCUUUAAAUUUAUAAUAAAUUCAACA
Messenger RNA from Dromiciops gliroides (monito del monte), 3209 nucleotides. It is a transcript of the gene COMMD6, whose product is annotated as COMM domain containing 6. The transcript has 4 exons. The record is from RefSeq and is a predicted model, not a curated record. Gene Ontology annotation, molecular function: NF-kappaB binding. Lineage: Eukaryota; Metazoa; Chordata; Mammalia; Microbiotheria; Microbiotheriidae. The coding region runs from base 155 to 448 and encodes 97 amino acids.